AUGCCUUCACAAACACCUCGGCAUGGCUCCCGCAAGGACGAUCGCAACCGCCCUCCUCGACAAUAUCCCAUCGAAGAAAUCAUCGAUGGUGUAGAGGACAUGUUCAAAAACGGUAGAUGCCGAGAGCGCUCCCAUCGAGAGCAUCAUGACAACCGGGGAGAAUUUCGUCCGACCUCGCAUCCCCCUAGAUCUCAUCAAGAUCCCAGGACGAAGCGAUCCCAACAGCGGCCAGCGUCUCAUCAAUCUAAAGACCAGCGCAAAGACUUCCUGGGACAGCCCAAGAUCAUCAGUGAUGACGGCACCACCGACUAUCCCAACAUGCAUACCUGGAUCAGCUUGCGUGAGAGCUGCAACAGCCUCAUUUCUGGCUACGAUACGCUCGAAUUUCGGUAUGAAAAUCUGAGCGAAGCGACACAAUGUGCCCUCCUCCGCACUCCCAACCCCAUCGAGCGCUUCACGAUCCGCUGUGUCCUUCAUCCCGCUCCCUUCCCUCACGUUCUCAAGAUUCGGGAGAUGUACUUGGCUGAGCUGCGGAUGGCAAACGCGGCGCUCAAGUCCAUUGCCCGGAACGAAGAUGGUAAGACUCCAACCAACAAAGAGCGUCUCGCUACCAUCUUCACAGAAGUUGCCGACCAUCUACGAGUUGCUGACCGUAGUCUUACUGAUGUGACUGGCGUUAUAGAUGAGUUGAAGCGGCAGGAUAAGAUCCAGAGGGAUAUGGAUGCGGGGAAUUGGAUGGGGGAUGAGCAGAAGAAGUGGCGAGCGGACCAGCGUAAGGCACUUUGGCAUGAGAUCUAUGAUGAGUUGGAGAAGGAGGUCCCGCUGAAAGAGGCGGUGCUGGGAACUGUCAAGAAAUGGGAGGGGAAGACGGAUUAG
This is a messenger RNA of Mytilinidion resinicola, 876 nucleotides long. RefSeq lists its product as uncharacterized. Lineage: Eukaryota; Fungi; Ascomycota; Dothideomycetes; Mytilinidiales; Mytilinidiaceae. The transcript has a single exon. The record is from RefSeq and is a predicted model, not a curated record. The coding region runs from base 1 to 876 and encodes 291 amino acids.